AUGGAUGCCAUCAAGGAACCAAAGGAUAUUGAGACCUCUACCGUCGGAUCGCUGCCUAAUGAACCCAAUUGUGAAGGGCAUGUUGUUUUGAUUCCCAAGCCCAGUAAUGACCCCCGCGACCCUCUGAACUGGUCCCUAAGGCGGAAGUAUCUCAUCGCGGCUGUACUAUGCUUGUCCGCGUUCGCUGGCGCUGUUGCGUCAAUGUCGGGUCAGCUUAAUCUUACACAGCAGGAGGAGCUCUAUAAUACAACGAAGAUUCAGGAGUCAUAUGCGUUCGGCCGCAUGGCUAGUGGUCCGUUCUUCUUCGCACCUAUAUCACACCUACUCGGCUGUAGCUCUACCAUCUUCUGGUGCAUUUCAUGUACGCUCAUCUGCCAAGUCUGGACAGCCCUCAUGACCCACUCCGACGACUAUGUCCCAUUCAUCACUUCGCGCGCCUUUGCCGGAUUAUUCGGUGCUAUACCUACACGUGGCCGAGCAUUCACCACGCUACACAUUUCGUUCUUAUUCGGUACAACCUCUGGUCCCACGUUCUCUGGCUUUGUCUCCGCCAACUCCUUCUUCCCAGUGGAGUUCUGGUGGACGGUUGGACUCCUCGGCUUUAAUCUUAUCUGCUGCUUCUGCCUCCUCGAAGAAACAGGAUUUGAUCGUGAGAGUCCCGAGAGAAAUUCCAAUAUCCCCAAGAAUCUCGUUGCGAACCGCUUCAAGACCUUCUUCUUCGGGCAGAGCGUCGUCUUGCCAAGCACCUGGAAAGAAACGGCCAAAGUUGCUGCCACCCCCUUCCUAAUUGGAAUCUGCCCCGUAACAAUACUCAUGGGUAUAUUCGCCCUCAUCUCAUUCGGCUAUAACGUCAGUGUUCACGCCCUAACUCCCGUCUGGCUCCAAAAGCCCGUCUCAGAAGGCGGCUACGGCUUCACACUUGAACAAAACGCGGCCUUUACAUUCUGCCAUUGGGUAGCUCUCAUUCUCGUGCAGGUUCACGGGCACUUUUUUAACGACAGAAUUCCACUCGCAUUAGCUCGGCGCUUCAACAACGGCAUCUGGAAAACAGAAUACCGGCUUCACGUCUUAUGGCUACCAAGUAUGAUACUUAACCCGAUCGGACUUGGUAUAUUCGGCGCAGCACUUCAGUAUCAUCUGAACUAUAUGGUUCUGGCGCUGGGCGUGUUUUUUGUGACCCUUGGCUCUAUGGCUAGCGUGCCUGUUACGGUUAAUUAUGCCGUUGAGUGCUUUUUGAAUCAUCCCGCUGAGGCUGGCAUUGUGAUUGGUUCUUAUCGGAUUAUCUACGGGCUGACUAUUAGCUUUUACGUUGAUGCUUGGGCUGCGGCUGUGACUAUGGGGUGGGUUUAUGGAUUGAUGGGCUUCUUUGCUCUGGUUUCGUUCUUUUUUGUGAUGCUGGUCAUGUGGCAAGGGCAUGCUAUUCGGGAUAUUCAGUUUGCUAGUCUGGGUCUGGCUUCUAGCGAGGAAGGUGAGAAGUUGCUGAAGUAG
Molecule: messenger RNA, 1488 nt
Organism: Penicillium odoratum
Lineage: Eukaryota; Fungi; Ascomycota; Eurotiomycetes; Eurotiales; Aspergillaceae
Exons: 5
Coding region: 1-1488 (495 amino acids)
Biological process (GO): transmembrane transport
Molecular function (GO): transmembrane transporter activity
Source: RefSeq, a predicted model, not a curated record